Penicillium coprophilum is the source of this 1143-nucleotide messenger RNA. Its product is annotated as deubiquitination module subunit SGF73. Bases 1 to 1143 code for a protein of 380 amino acids. Gene Ontology annotation, biological process: regulatory ncRNA-mediated heterochromatin formation; regulation of transcription by RNA polymerase II; RITS complex assembly. Lineage: Eukaryota; Fungi; Ascomycota; Eurotiomycetes; Eurotiales; Aspergillaceae. The record is from RefSeq and is a predicted model, not a curated record. Gene Ontology annotation, cellular component: SAGA complex. The transcript has 4 exons.
AUGGCGAACAGUGGUGACCCCGGUCGAGACAAGGAUACCAAACCUGGCAAGAUCAAGGUGAAGAAGACGGCCAAGGCAUCUACGAAGAAGAAGGCAGACGAGGCCAAAGACGGUCCUGUCGAUACCUCCCCUGCCGCCUCUCCUCUCCCCACCCUUGACAGCAAAGUUGUCUCUGUAUUCCCGACCGGCAAGCCGCGCGAGGAUGACCUCCUUGAGACCGUAAUAUGCAAGCAUUGCAAGCGACCCACUCUUAAGCAGACCGCAGCGGACCAUGUCCGCGGCUGCUUGAAGGCCAAGCAGGAGAAGGCGCGCAAAAAGAAGGAAGCCCGCGACGCGGCCAAUCGCCUGAAGGCUGGCGACGAUAGAGACGAUGACGGCCCCGACAAGGUCGACGGAGACAACCCCAAUAUGGGUCAGAAAAGCGCCAAAAAGAGCGCUACCAAGGGCACCGACGAUGGCAAUAAGAAGGGCAAGAAGCGCAAGGCCGAUGAGGAUGACGGCAAGGAGUCAAAGAAAAAGAAGAAGAAGGACGAGCCCAAGCAAAAGACGGCCAAGCCGAAGGGCCCCGUCGAUGUUGAAAAACAGUGUGGUGUUACUCUUCCCAACGGCGCGCAGUGUGCUCGUUCCUUGACCUGCAAGAGCCAUUCAAUGGGUGCCAAGCGCUCGGUUCCUGGACGGACACUGCCGUAUGAUAUGCUUCUCCAGCAGUACCAGAAGAAGAACCAGGCUCGCCAGCAGAAGGCUGCUAUUGAUGCCAACGCUCCUCUGCAGGAAGACAUCGAGAACACAGGUCCUAUUGACUCGGAUGAGGAAAGAGACGCUGUCAUGGCUGCCAUUGCCCGUUCUGCACCUCAGCCUCUUGUUCGCCAUCCCUUAAUCACCACUAAGUCAAAAUACCGAUACGUCCGCAUCAAAGAGCAGAUGUCGCAUGCCAUGGGAGUUCGAAACGGCGGUGGUCUUUUCUCCAACGAUGACAGCCAACCCCUUUUCGGUGGCAUUCUUUUUUCGACUGUCGCCCCCGAUUUAGACUCAUCGUCCCUUGACGCCAAUGGGGAGGCUGAUGUCUCUGCUGGCGGAAUGGAUGUAGGCAAGAGACCCGGUGUUCCAGGUGGUCGCAAAACUCCGGUCACUUCAGCCGCUUGA